UCCAAAGCGCGACAGGAAAUUUGUUGAUGCCAGAGCCUGAAUAUGGCGCACUAUGAUCAACGUUGGCUGAAAUUGUUUUCGGGCACAGUAUUGUUGUUGUUGGUAUUGCUGCCUGGGCUGCUGCUCGACGGUGUUGCAGCAAAACGUGCGAAUGCAAAUCUCACAGCCUGUCAGCAUCUGCGACGUUCGGAGACGCGCAGAUCGAAGGCUCUGCAAAAUUCGAAAUCGAUUCGCAUUCCACGUUGUAACAAAGGUGGAGAGUUUGAGCCAAUUCAGUGUAGCAAUGAACGCGCCGGGGAGGAUUGCUGGUGCAUUGAUGAGUAUGGUGUGGAGUUGCCUGGAACAAGGAGAACAAAUCGUACGGCUGUAAUCUGUGAGGAGCCCAAGCACUGUACCGCUUCAGCUUGCCGCAUGUUUUGCCCAUCGGGCUUUGCACGAGAUGCCGAGACAGGCUGCUCGGUUUGUCGCUGUCGUGACCCUUGCGAUGGUCUGGAGUGUCCACGCGGCCAGUCCUGCCAGCUACAGGAUGUCAAUUGCAAAUCGGAGCCGUGUCCACCAAUACCCACUUGCAAGAAAGCGCGCUCGCUAGCCAAUUAUUGCCCUGCUGGUCUUCCGCUGGCCAUCGACGAUAGCGUGCGUCCAUUUUUGUGUGGCCUCGAGGCGGGCAAGCCCCAAUGUCCCCCACUCUACCAGUGCAUGAUCGAGUCUGGCAAUGACUAUGGCGUGUGUUGUCCCAGUGCAUUGACUUUCCAGAAGCCUGGGCUUUGCCCGGCACCUGAUAAGGCCGAGUACAGCGAACGCACGGGCUACAUGUGCGGCACGCCCUGCAGUCACGAUCUGGAGUGCCGGAAUAUGGAGAAGUGCUGCCACACCAAGGGCUGUCAAUUCAACUGCCAGCAGCCAAGCAACGUUACGGGUUGUCAUCAGGCACGCGCUCUCGCCGAUGUGUUGUCCAUAAACGAGCGUGAAGGACGCGGCUACGUGCCUGAGUGCAACGGACCCGGUGGACAGUUCUCACCUAGGCAAUGUUCCCGAAACGGUUUGGUCUGCUGGUGCGUUGAUCCGCGCACAGGGCAUAAAAUCAAGGAGACAAUGGGUGCGGCCAACAAUGUAAACUGCGAUGGCUGGGAGAACAUGAUCAGUCGCUCCUACGCCCGCAGCUUUCACACGGAACAAUGCGAUACGAACAUUUGUGCCGCCGUCUGCGAAUAUGGCUUUAAAAACGAUCACAAUGGCUGCCCCACCUGCGAAUGCUCCGAACCUUGUGAGGGUUUUAAGUGCGCCAUUGGCUCACACUGCGAGGUAGCCAGCGAUCCUCUUUGCGAGUCCGGCUCAGCGCUAUGCGCCUCCUGGCCUGUCUGCAAACCAGAUUUGGUCUACUCCAAUCCCUGCGAUGUGGGCACCCCAUUGUCAGACACAGUCACUGGCGAAGUCAUGUAUUGUUUUGAGGAGCGACAGAGUCGCGCCUUUCAGCCCACUGCAUUCUUCGAACCAGAGCCGGAAGUCAAACAGGGUCGUUCUAUGAGCAACCGGAUUAUGUGCCCGGAGCAGUAUAAGUGCACCAAACUUCAUCGCGAGGCGGAGAGCGUGUGCUGUCCACUGCCGGAGCAGAGCACACCAACAGAAGAGCAGACCACGCGUCAGCAAACAAUGUGCGAGUACCUGCGGGACUUCUCGGAGCGCAUGGAGGGUACGGAGGAGGGUAUGCAACUAGCUGUACCUGCGCCCCGCUGCACCGAUGAUGGUGACUAUAAAGAGCGUCAGUGCACUUUGCGCAAGAUCCGUGUCACCCGUUCGGAACAGCGAAAAAUUCUAGAGGAGAAUACUAUUCGAAGGAUGCGCAUGCUGCUGAGCAGCGCUGCUCCAGUUUCACAGCGUACUCGUCGGGAUGUGGAGCGUCUAAAGCUCUAUCGUGUUGAUGACAGUGCACUGAAGGUUGCACUGGCGGCUCCUAUAAUGGGACGUAGUGCCAAGGUCAUUGACAUUGGCGCUGAACGGCAGCAGAGUCUGGGACAACUGUUUGAGACGGAUUUCAAGAAAGUGGCAUCCGCAUCCAAGCGACCCACGACUGAAGAUGACCUCAUCGAAAUGGAGGUGGAGGAGUGCUGGUGCGUCGAUAGCUUUGGCACAGAAAUUCCUCGAUCACGUGGCUUUAACGUGACCGACGAAAGUUGCCGGCAGCUGCGCGACGAGGUAGACUGCCUGGAUCUCACCUGCCGUAUGGGCUGUGAAUACGGUUUUGCCCUAGACCCACACACACGCUGUCCGGCCUGUCAAUGUCGCGAUCCCUGUGAAGGCGUCAGCUGCGGCGACGGAAAGGAAUGUCGCAUAGUGGACGUUUCUUGUGAUGAGGAAUACUGCCCACCAGUACCGGCAUGCUUACCACGUAAGCCCGGGCAGUGUCCUUACUUGGUGCCACCUGGUCCAGAUAACUUGGACGCGAAUACCUGUGCAUAUGAGUGUCGCACGGAUACGCACUGUGAGGGCGCUCGACGUUGUUGCUCAAAUGGAUGUGGCACGCAAUGCGUGGAACCGCAGCUGAAGACCGCCUGUCAGCACCUGCAGGCAAUACAGAUGCAUCAAAGCUCUGAGCUUGGAAUCCCGGCACGCCAAAUGCAUAUUGCCCAAUGUGAUCCUCAGACAGGCAAAUGGGAGGAGGUCCAGUGUGCUCCCGAUGGACGCUGCUGGUGUGUAGAUGCGCAGGGUCGCGAACUUGCUGGGUCCCGCGUUAAAGGAAACUCACCAAAAUGCUUGGAGAACUCCAGCUAUGAAUGCCCAAAGCAAAGCUGCAACCUGACCUGUGAGAGCGGCUUCAAAAUGGAUGCCAAUGGCUGUCCGAGCUGUGAGUGUCGUAACUUUUGCGAUGAACUGAGCUGCGCCGGGGACGAGGAGUGUCAACUGAUCAACGUGGAAUGCGUGGAUAGUCCUUGUCCAAAGAUGCCCAUCUGUGUGCCAAGACGUGCUUCGGUCUGUCCCGAAGGUAGUCCGCUGCAGCAGGGGGAUCUAGAUGUCAGUUGUGGUCCCCAUAAUGAACACGAAGCAUGUCCCACUACGCACUCCUGUCAAUUAAAUCCAGUUAGCAAUAGGGGAGUUUGUUGUACAAAGACCCGCGACGUUUGCUUCGAGUCCAUGGAUAAUGUGUGUGUGGCUAACGAAAAAUCUGAACAUAAUUCAACACGAUAUCGCUUCAGCCCCAAGGCUAAUAAGUGUGUCGCGGUAGCCAUCGAUGCCGAUGCCGCCACUUGUCAAACAAAGAAUUUAUUCCAUAAUGAACUGGCCUGCAACUCCGUGUGUCCAGCACUUACCCAAUGUGAACGACUUAAACUUAAGAACGGUCUGGCUGCCCAACGGACGGGCCACUCCUCCGUGUGGUUCCAACCUCGCUGUGAUCCUAUUACUGGCCACUGGUCCCCAGUGCAAUGUUUGGGAAAGCAGCCUGCAUUGGUUAACACCAAACGCACUGAGAUUAUUAGUCGCGCCUUAUCUGCUGCACCUGAGGACUCUCUGCCCACUCCGUAUGGUGUUUGUUGGUGCGCUGACAAGAAGGGCGCACCACUCAAGGGCACACUCACGCGAGAUAUUGAGCCCACAUGUAACAGUCGUCAGGGGCGAAACCGGAAGAACUUCGAUGUGGGAGACCCGCUCAUGGAGGAGCUCAUACGCCAGAUGACACUUCUCAAUGAUGUGGAUGCGGAGCUGUCCAGUGAACUGGACUUCGAGGAAGUGGCAUCUGUGCGUAUGGUUCCGUCAACGGCCAGCGCGGCCGACACAUCGGUGACGGAACGCGUUCUAGAGCUUGCCAACUCGCUGUUGGACUCAAAGCUGAGCGUGCUGGAGGCAGCCCACCUGAAGCCCAUGCAACUGAAAACUACACGCUGCCGGGCCUUGGCUGCGACUGCCACUUUCCCAGUUAGUUGCGAUGCACAAGGUGCUUUCCGUCCUCUGCAGUGCAACGGACGGUCCUGUUGGUGUGUAGACGCUGCGGGUAAUCAAUUGGACGCAACCCACAUGUUUGGCCAAGGCGACAAGCAUUGCAAUCAUGUGCCGAUCGAGUCCGUCGCCGUUGAACUACACAUGAGCAACAGCAGUGCGAGGGGAGUGAGGAAUGUUUACGACACCAUUCGCGAUGAACUGCACCAGCUCUUGGGUGAUGCGGUAGAGAACCUGCGCGUACAGGAGAACUUCGAUGGAUCGCUAAUCGUGCGCUUCGAACUUCACAAUGAGUCCAAGGUGGACAUGGCCUUUGCCAUUGAGUCGGCCAUUGCUGCAGGAGAUUUCCAACUAGCCUCCGGACACUUUAAGCCCGACAUCACACGCUCGCAUUUCGUGCAUCGCAGUGCCGUGCCACCAGUGGCUCAGGCCGCAACUGCACAGGACGAACACAUUCAGUUGGUGCUGUUCAUUAUGGCUACCAGCUCGGCUUUUUUGGUCAGUGUCUUCGUGGUCUAUGUGAUGCUAAAGCGCAAUCGUCGCAAGGUGAUUCACAAUAACUAUGCGUAUCCCAUUUAUCCAGCGGGUAAGGGCAGCGGAAGCGGUGGCAGUGGAGACAAGCCUCUGGACUACUCUGCGCCCAUCUUUGUGCUAAGCACGGCACCGUCCACUGAACCGGAGAGUCUGAAGCCGGAAAAGGCGUAG
Messenger RNA from Scaptodrosophila lebanonensis, 4635 nucleotides. RefSeq lists its product as uncharacterized. Gene Ontology annotation, molecular function: serine-type endopeptidase inhibitor activity. Gene Ontology annotation, biological process: cell-matrix adhesion. Bases 43 to 4635 code for a protein of 1530 amino acids. NCBI's taxonomy places the organism in Eukaryota, Metazoa, Arthropoda, Insecta, Diptera, Drosophilidae. Gene Ontology annotation, cellular component: extracellular region; basement membrane. The transcript has 5 exons. The record is from RefSeq and is a predicted model, not a curated record.